Messenger RNA from Acanthoscelides obtectus, 1104 nucleotides. The record is from the annotation of a GenBank genome assembly. Lineage: Eukaryota; Metazoa; Arthropoda; Insecta; Coleoptera; Chrysomelidae.
GUCAUUUUCUAAGAAGUCAAAUAUAUGGCCGCGGAUUCACAACUCUUCACACCGUUGCCGCCUUAACGUUCUCAUGAUCUUCCCCUGAAGAUACGUGCUGGGUCGACGCAAAAUGUCAUUUCAUACAAACAUCACUAGAAAUAUGGCGUGUAAUGGAUAUUACCCAAACAUCAGAAAGGUCAUCAAUCCCACCGAUAUAUCCUCAGAUGAACUGAAAACGUUACUUCAUUACGCCUUGCAUCUAAAAAAACAUAUCCAAUUAUCAAAACAGUCCCAAGAUUUGAAAGGAAAGACCCUAACUCUUCUCUUGCACAAGCCUUGUUUCCGUUUGCAAACAUGUUUCAAGGCGACAGCGCACGUUCUGCGUAUGAAUCUGAACAGCUUGAUGAAUGGGGAUUGGGAAGAAGCUGAUUAUCCUGAGGACAUGGCCAAGAUGCUGUCCACGUCUUCAGAUAUAAUGUUUUGUCAGUUUCAGAGGCACUCGAGGGCAGGCAGAUUUGCUUCCGGAGCUACAGUGCCUGUUGUCGCUACCAGCUCAUGUCGGUCUAUUUUGCUGCACAUCCUCUCCGACUUAAUGACACUACGAGAGCAUUUCGGGUACCUGAACGGCCUUAAGUACGCAUGGAUAGGCUCAGCUUGCCCUGCAUUGAACACUUGCUUGGCAGUGGCCCCUCUUCUAGGAAUUGAUGUUAACUACCUCUGUCGAUGCGGUGGCGAACCACUUACUCCCUCAAACCUCAAGGAGCUUCAGGAUACUGACAUUCCUCAGUAUACGGCCAAAAUACAUGAAGCUGCUAGUUUGGAACAAGCACUUUCAGACGCCAACGUAGUUUCGAUAAAUAAUCCAGUGAAGGUCGAUAUUCCUAUGAUAAUGAAAACUCAAAUUGACAAGCUGGCUCACGAAAACUGGGUGUUUUUUCAUCUUUUUCCGAGAAAACCUGAUGAAGUAGACGAAGAAAUAUUUAUCAAUGACAAAAAUUUGGUAUGGAAAUCUUUUGCCAAUUCAAAAUGGAUAUGUGCGGCAAUUGUGCACUAUUUGUUGAACAGCGCUGUAACAUAUAAUGUAAAUAAUGUUUAAGGAAAGUGAAGAUAUAAACUUAAAAU